Trichomycterus rosablanca is the source of this 5106-nucleotide messenger RNA. It is a transcript of the gene map7d3, whose product is annotated as MAP7 domain containing 3. The record is from RefSeq and is a predicted model, not a curated record. The coding region runs from base 1 to 2604 and encodes 867 amino acids. Gene Ontology annotation, cellular component: microtubule cytoskeleton. The transcript is spliced from 21 exons. Gene Ontology annotation, biological process: microtubule cytoskeleton organization. NCBI's taxonomy places the organism in Eukaryota, Metazoa, Chordata, Actinopteri, Siluriformes, Trichomycteridae.
AUGAAUGUGACAGAAAAAAAACACAGAGGAGGAAAAGUUCGGUUAAAAAUGGCGGAGGGCGCGACGUCUCUGAAAGGAUUGCGAGCACAAAUGGCUGCAGCCGCACAGGCGCAAGCUGAGGAGCGACGCAGCCUAGCCGGAAACAGCCCAGCACCAAAUACAGCCAGUACUGCAAAGAGCCAUGCUAAACCAGUGAUUGAUGGAGCAGCACUUAGGAUAGACGACAAACUCAGAGUCGCCAAAGAAAGAAGAGAAGAACAGGAAAAGCAACAAGCGGUACGUGGCUCUCAGAUUUUGGAGCGAGAGCGUAAGGCCAAGCUGCAGGUAGAGAAGCAGAUGGAGGAGCGACAGAGGAAGCUGGAAGAGCAGCGCAGGAAAGAGGAGCAGAGGCGAGCUGCAGUAGAGGAGAAGAGGAAACAGAAGCAAGAGGAGGAGAAGGAACAUUAUGAGGCAGUGUUGCGGCGUACAUUGGAGCGCAGUCAGAAAGUGGAUCAGAGACAGAAGAGAUGGUCCUGGGGUGGUCUGAGUGAUGCAGAGAACAAAAAUGGUGAAAGUGUGAGUGACCCCGUUUCCUCCCCAGUCACUGUAGUAAUCUCCCCAGCCUCUCCAGUCUCCAAGCCUCCCCGGAGCCGAACUUCACAAGAUAAGCGCUCCUCCUCCACCACAAACCUAAAGCAGCCAGCCGACUUGGCCGUCAGCAAGCGCCUGUCUUCCUCUGCCGCACUGCUCAACUCCCCGGACAAAAGUGGAAAGCGGAGGAGUUCAUCUUUGAACCGGUUGCCUAGCAAUGCCCCUCAGGCUUCUAAGGAAGCGCAUAAGCAGCCUCAGGUGGAACAGACAGGCCCUGCCCCGAAGAAACGGAGCUCCUCCCUCUCCCGGGUGGGAAAUGGAGCUUCAUCCAUUGGUGUACCAGAGAAACAUGCACCCAUUGAACCAGCCCAACGCUCCUUGGCCAGUCAGGUGGACAGCAGUGUCCUCAGUCGGCUCCUCACCCCCACCCAGGCAUCUCUAGCUAGGAGCAAGAGCGUGGCGGCCCUGUCAGCUCAAGGAACAGAUGAGCAAGAGUCUCACCUGUGUCCUCGCUCAGUGUCAGCCAGCCCACUGCAGCCAUCCACUCGUGGCCCCCUGCGGAGUCGCAGCACUGACCGGCAGAAAAACACCGCUGCCUCUACCUCUGCCUCUACCUCUGCCUCAUCUGAUUCCCUCUCCACCAUUGCACAGAAAUCCGAGAAGAGCAAACGCUUUACUUCACCAUCAGAAAAGCGCAGUCCUUCCCCUUCCACCAUAUCCACCCGCAACCGUUCCCCCUCCCCCAGCCCCUCCAGUGGUAUCAGGAGAGCACCAUCACCUGGAACAGCCAAGCAGACCCCUCAUAAUCGGCCACUCUCUCCUGUCGGGUUAAAGCAGAGGCCUCCAUCUCCUCAGCCCAGCAGUACCUCCAAACCUCCACCUAUUCAAAAGCCUGCUCUUACCCCUACUGGUCCUCCUAUUCUUCGGAAAAGAGAGUCCAAACCCAAAGAUGCAUCUCCAAUGACUCCAACAUCACAACCUCAAGAAACCAACACUGCUAGCCCGGCCGCCAGCUCCAAGCCCAAAGAUGAUUCCAGUUUAAAAUCUACAGCCGGUACAAACUCUGCUGCUGAGGCUGCUAAGAUCCUGGCAGAGAACAGACGAUUGGCCCGUGAGCAGAAAGAGAGAGAGGAGCAGCUCCGAGUGCAGAAAGAGGAAGAGGAAAGGCUGAGAAAAGAGGAGGAGAAGCGGCUGGCCGAGGAGGAGAGAGUGAGGCGUCUGGAGGAGGAAAAGAUUCAGGCAGAGGAAAGGAAGAAAGAAGAGGAGGAGCAAGCUCUGAAAGCAGAGGAGGAGAGGCAGAGGUUGGAGUUGGAGGAAGAACAGAGACGUGCUGAGCUACAGAAAGAACGUGAGGAGGCGGACGCAAAGGCCCUAGAGGAGGCAGAGAAACAGCGUCAGGAAAGAGAGAGAGUCAUGCAGCAGAGUCAGCAGGAGCGCAUGGAGAGGAAGAAGAGAAUUGAGGAAAUUAUGAAGAGAACCAGAAAAACAGACCAAAAUGAUUUUAAGGGCAGUGAUGACAAAAGCAUUCCAGAUGAGAACGGGGAAGAGCUUGACGAUCCAAUAGACUGUGAAACCAUGGAGGACCAAUGUGUCCAAUUAGAGCAAACUGCAGAGACAAACCAGGAGCAGUCCUCAACAGAUGACCAGAAGGCAAAUGAGGAGCCAUUUGUUAAUGUGAACGGACAGAUCGUCGUGGACGAUAAAGAAAAUAACAACGGUCCCAGUGCAGCAGAGCCUUUACCAAUCAGUAAUUCAUGUUCAAAGACACGUGUGCUGGAGGACUCCGAGUUCGUGAACGAGGACUGUAAGGUGGAGCUGAACGGGAAAGCUGGUUCCUGGAGCUUCGAAGAAUUCAUAGAUCUGGGAGUUCACACUAAAGGCCGGCCGCUCAUGGAGCCUGGGGCCCUCCUCAACCAGGGACUUAUAGAGUGUGAAAUAGGACCUGAGGGGCCCAGAGUAGCCUUUGAAGAUAAAUCUGGAUCAGUAAAUUCCCUUCAUUCAGCUCAGGCUAUUGAAGCCAUUUCUGAAAUCUGAUCCAACGCCUUUGACCAAGGACUGACGCUAAUUGCACUCUAUGACGUCCUGUUGAGUUCCAAAGCUUCGUGUGCGCACCUUGACAGCCAGACUAACUAAACUCAAGAGUCUCAGAGGAAGUUUAAAGCUCUGCAGCUCAGAAUAAAGUAAAAUAAGUAAAAACAGAAAAGGAUUAAUGCUUCAGGGAAAAUGUAUUCUCAUACUGUACUUUCUUCUCAUGUUUGUCCUCGCUUUGGUUGUCAUUUUGUCCUGAAUGUUGCUUUGAUCUUUUUUUUUUUUUUUUUUAUGUGGGGCAACUCAAGUUGUGUAGCUUUGGAUUUUAUGACUGUUGCCCUCAUAUUUUGUUCUUGUUGCUGAUGUGUUUUUGGACCCAAAUCAUUUUCAACUGAAUCUCUGUGCACUCAUGAAUAGUUUUAUUUUGAAACUAGAUGUUCCCAGAAGGUUAGAUGUCCUUUACAGAAAUAAGAUGUUAAUGUGAAGUGAGGAGAGUAGAAACGUCCUGCAGCCAUCAUAGACGUGUCACUAUAAUACUGGACUAGAACCGUAAUUGGUGCUCAGAAAUGUGAACCAAAUCAGAAAUCUUCAAACAGGCUGCAUUUGCUCCCACCUGCUUGAGGUGAGUCCGACCUUUCCUGUCUAAAUUCCUUUAACUUCUAGCGCUUACAGUACAAAUCUUCAUUUUAGCUGCAGCGCUCUGCCCGCAUUUCUUUUGUUCAGCUGUCUGUUGCUAGUUUUCACUAGUCAGUUGUAAAGCUCUGUAUAAAGUUUGUAGAUAGCUAAUAUUGGUCAGGUAAUUUCAGGAGGAAAGUGAGGGCUGAACUGAAAACUGAACAGAAACCUUUUCCAGUUCAUUUGGGUUUUGAAGGAUUUUUCUGAAUGAUGUUAACGUUGUAAGUUUAAGGUAUAGAGAUUUGGUUCUGUGUACAUAAAUGUAAACAUGUUACUUUUUCAUCACGACUGGUUUAAGGUUUAAGGGUGUCUUGUAACUACAAUGUAACUUGAAGGAUCAGCAUGAAACUGAUAUUUAUCAUAAUUAUCGGACACCUGAAUUACUGUAAGAUCAGAUCUGCACGGCUUUGUUGUUCCUCUUAGAUGUUCUGAUUUCUGAAAACCUGAAUGGUAAGAAGUGUUUUUUAGGCCUGACGUUCCAUCAGGGUAAUUUUUUGUACUUUAUCCACCCAGUACUCAGUUACAUGCUUACCAGCCCCUUUUUAUGCCUUGCUUCUUAACUUGGCGGUUUUACUAUUUAAAAUGUUCUGUUUGUUUAAGUAUUAUGUACAUGAUCAGUAUUUAACUGUUACUCACUGUUACUAGCUCGUGGUCAGAGGUUUAGAUGAGGAGAAAUUUAGAUUUACCUGCUGCUACUUAACAGCAUCUAAUCUUUCUCUUGAUGGCAUGACUGAGCCCUCGUCUCUGCUUCGACUUUGUGUUGUGCAAAACGGACGAUGAAGAUGAACGGCAUACAGACGUGUAGGAAAGUUUUAUUUGUGGCGAGAUGCUUUAUCAUUGUGGUCAGGUUGUAUUGAACAGAUUGGCUUGCAUUAAUUGCAAGAAAUGAAACACAUGGACCAAGUGUGAGUUUAGGAGUGUGAUCAGAUGUGAAGAUGGCUUGUGCUCAGGACUUAAAGAUAAACGCUACAUGUUUUUCAUAGUGCUGCUUUUGUAGUCAACAUUUCAAGUAAAACUUGAAUAGCACAUGCUUGAAUUGUCCACUUUAGAGAGUCAUGGGUCAAGAAGUCCACCCUGGACAUGUGUUGCCUUCGUCAUACACUAGAUUACUUAAAUUACAGAGUGUAUUGUAAACUAAAUGAAUACUUUAGUGCCUCACCUUUCCUAUCUACACUCCUUCCAAUUUAGGCAAGGAUCAUUACUUGAAAGCUGAAUUUUUUGGCUUCCUGUUGAAAUUAAGAAGCAUUUGUCUAGUGAGACAAUUUGUACUGCAAAGCUUCAGGUUGAGACCCCAAAACUGUCCACGAUUUUAGUGGUGACACUAAGCUGACACUCAAACUAUUGUAUUACUAUAUACAGAAGAUCUGCUUUUACCAUCUAGCAGCAUCACUUGGCUUAAAUAAACCUUAAACCCUAAAGUGCUUAGAGUUCUGCAGUUGCUAUUGGAGUCACGGUCAGUCAGCAGCUAGUUGUAAGCAUGACCAGGUCACAGCAGUGUAUUGCUGCACAUUUAUUUAGGACCUUGUAAACCUUUUUAUGUUUGGACUUCGGAGCUGUUCUCUAGCUUACAAUACUUACCAUGGUGGUAGAAUAGAAAGGUGCCUUAGAUUUAAAAGAUGUUAUAUUUAUUUUACUAUAUUAACUACUAAAUAUUACGUCGGCAUUCCUCAGGCAUGACAAUCAUUUUACUUGGCCAGAACCCGAAUGAAUUGGUGUUUGUUUGUUUUUUCUUCAUUUUAAAACAGACUUGACAAUAAAUAUGUGUAAAUAAUCCACAAGUGUAAUGAAAUAAAAAUAUGAACCCUUAAAAUAAAGUUUUGCAAGAUUAAUGUA